Myxocyprinus asiaticus (Chinese sucker) is the source of this 2773-nucleotide messenger RNA. It is a transcript of the gene slc16a12b, whose product is annotated as solute carrier family 16 member 12b. The record is from RefSeq and is a predicted model, not a curated record. Gene Ontology annotation, molecular function: monocarboxylic acid transmembrane transporter activity. Gene Ontology annotation, biological process: monocarboxylic acid transport; transmembrane transport. Bases 486 to 1931 code for a protein of 481 amino acids. Lineage: Eukaryota; Metazoa; Chordata; Actinopteri; Cypriniformes; Catostomidae. The transcript has 7 exons.
GCCCAGACUGAAAACGAGAAGGAAAUCCUCACAAUACCCUGCCAUGCAUAGGCUACUUGCAUAAUUCUUUUCACGUGUCAGGGGGAGUGGAGACAGAGGUAGAUACUUUCACUGCUCGCACGCUGGAACACUUUGAAGUACAGCGGCCAGGAUGUUCCCGCAGCUCCAGACUUGUUCCCAGCAGAAAUCCGCACGAUGAUGAUGAUGACCAUGAGCAUGUCGCAUCUACUGACUUAUUUCAAUGUGCAGAACUGGACCUGUUCAUGUGUCUCUAGGAUCGGAAAACAGACUUGAAUGGGGAAUGUUGGGACGGUGUCUGCGGUAGAUUUAUUAAAUGCAGAGUCACUGGCUGGGCCUCACAUCUGCAGAAGGAAUUCCAUGAGCAUUGAGUGUGGCGGCAGAGACGUGUAACGUGUGUUUGGGACUGGCUGCAGGGCUUUUGGAGUUUUGGAGGGGAGAUAUUAGCAGUGGGAAGGACGUAUUCCAUGGCUCAGGAAAAGAAGAAAGGAGGUGUCCUUCCUCCAGACGGUGGGUGGGGAUGGAUGAUCGUAGCUGGCUGCUUUGUGGUCACUGUUUGCACUCGAGCUGUCACAAGAUGCAUCUCCAUAUUCUUCGUUGAAUUUCAAAUGCACUUUGCAAGAGAUUACUCUGGGACGGCAUGGAUUCAUUCGUUAGUGGACUGCACAACCAUGCUUUGUGCUCCACUUGGAAGCCUGAUCGGGAAUCGGUUGUCAUGUCGCAUAGCUGUAAUACUAGGAGGAUUCCUGGCCUCCAUAGGACUAGUUCUCAGCUCAUUUGCAACCAGUCUGGAAUACCUUUACCUUACCCUGGGAGUGUUAACUGGUCUUGGCUUUGCUCUUUGUUAUACUCCGGCUAUUGCCAUGGUUGGAGUGUAUUUCUGUGAGAGGAAGGCUUUGGCCUAUGGCAUUGCCAUGUCUGGCAGUGGCAUUGGGACCUUCGUCCUAGCCCCGGUAGUGCAGCUGCUAAUCGAGCACUACUCAUGGCGGGGGGCCCUCCUCAUUCUGGGUGGCUUUGUGUCUAACCUGUGUGUAUGUGGAGCUCUGUUACGUCCCAUCAUUCUAAAGGAAGAGGAGGCCUGUCCUCUUCCUGUGGACUCAGAAUGUGGUUAUGAUGUUAAACUGCCAGUGGUAAACGGUAUCCAUACGGUGAUGACUGCAGGCGAUAAAUUAAAAGUGGACACCAAACAACGCUGCCUUCAGUCCAUGCAGGAAUACAGCUUCCUGCUCAUGCCUGACUUCCUGGUGCUGGCUGGCUCCUUCUUGCUCCUGGCUAGUGGCUGCAGCCUGCCAUUUGUGUAUCUAGUACCAUACGCACUGGAUGUAGGUGUCAGUCAUCACCAUGCUGCCUUCCUAAUGUCCAUAUUAGGAGUCAUUGACAUCAUUGGGAACAUCACAUUUGGCUGGCUUACUGACAGGAGAUGCCUGAAGAAGUAUAGGAAUAUAUGCUACAUGUUUGCAGUGGGAAUGGAGGGACUAUGUUGUCUGUUUACCCCACUCUUACGCACAUUUAUCUUGCUGGUCCCCUUUUCUGUGCUCUACGGGUACUUUGAUGGAGCCUAUGUUACCCUUAUUCCUGUGGUGACAUCAGAUGUUGUAGGGUCAACUUACCUUUCUUCAGCUCUUGGGAUUGUUUACUUCCUUCAUGCUGUUCCCUAUCUGGUCAGUCCACCCAUUGGAGGUUGGUUGGUAGACACCACAGGGACUUACACAGCGACAUUCUUUCUGAGUGGCUUUGCCCUGAUUGCCAGUUCUCUCCUGCUGUUCUCAGUCGCCAUCAUUCGCUAUUGCCAGAGAAACCAUAAGAACAGCCUGAGCAAAGACCCAAAAUUGGAGCCAUGUAAAGGCAAACAAGUGGACUAUUAUACUCCAAAAAAUAAAGACUUGAUGAUAAUUAUCCCAGCCACUUUGUAGCAUUGGACAGGGGCGUUUUUGCUGUUUAAUUAACAGCAAAAACUGUUUGUGUGUAAAAAUGUUUGUGCCUUUUUACUGUUUCUCUUUUAAAAGCAUUUCAUUCUCAUCUAGAAUGGCAAGUUUUACAAAGGAGUAGCUAAGCUGAUGCACACUGCAUCAAGAUUUAUUUUUAAGUAUUUUCUCCAUGUUUCUCAUACCUCAUGUAUCAACAAGGAGUGUGUUUUCCUUUUGUAAAUAUGUCUGUUUUCUUGUGGACCACAGAAUUACGGAAUUGUAACUCAAGUUGGAGUAAGUUCUGUUUCAAGUCAGGAGAGGGCAGUGUUGAUCCCUAGACUUCUGAGCAGCCUGGGUUGGAUGGAAAGCAAAUCCACCCCUAAUCUGCAAAUGGUUUGUUGUGUGAAAUUAUUGCUCAAAAAUAAUAUGUACAUAUACGUGUAUAAGCAUCUUAUGUCCAUGAGUGGUACCAGUACCAAUUAAAAAAAAAAAAAGAGUUCUUUGUAUCUCCAAAAGGAUCUUGACAGCUCGAAAAUGUUAUUUGUAAAUAUAAAAGGAGGAACCUCUGUAAUCUUUCCCUUGGCUAACUGUACAUUAUAUUUGAUCUAAUAACAUCAGCAAAGAGGUUUUUUAUUUAUUGCCUUUUUUCUGCCACAUCAGGUAGACAUGUGUUGUCUUAAACUAAAGCAGUAAAAUAAAGUUUUCUAAUGCCUAUAAAUUCUAUAACAUCAACUUAAGUGUGUCAAGCAACAUGAUCAGUUUAUGAAGUUAAACAAGCAAAAACAAAAAUGAUUGAUACUUGUUCAUUUACCUGUGCACCUGCCAUUGUAUUAAAGAAUACUAUACUA